CGCUUUAUGUGCAAGGGUUAAAAUUAUUUCUAGUUGAGAAUAAUAAAACAAGCCGAGAUGUAAAAGGCUUGUUUUUAGGUGUUAUGUUUGUGUCUUGCAGAGUCAUUCUUAGUGUCGUCGUUAAGUUGCAGCUCGAGGACGAGCUGCAUGUCCAGGUGGGGUGUAGUGUUAGAAGAGUCAAGGACCUACUGGGCCUUAGCCCAUUAGGGUUAAUUAGUCGCUUUCUUAGGGGUCAAGUAAGUCUUGCUUGUAAGUCAAGUAAGCCUCUCUAUAUAAAGAGAGGAGAUGUAUCAAUCUAAAAUAAAGCAAGAGAUUAGAAGGAAAUCCCUUCUCUCUUGUCAGCCGCGGGCAGCGCCCCGCGGCUAGCGUUCCUAGCGCCCAAAACCCUAGCCUCCUCUCUCGCUCUCACAGCAGCCUUCCUGUGAACAGUACCCGCGGCACUGUAGCGCGGGUACUGUUCACGCCAUCAGCCGCCGCUCCUUCGAUCCCAAUCCAUCUCCCUCGAUCCCCAGCAGCCACAUAACAACAGGCGUGUGCAUAUUUACACAAGACAUGUUUCAAAUUUUCUCGGUGCUGCUGUCCAAAAGUCCAAUCAGCAAUGGCUCAAUACAAUUAUAUGGAUACAUAGCAGCACGGGAUGAGAGGGAUGGCAUGCUUAACUAUAUUGUAAAUUAUAGCAGGGAUAAUCCCAUCGUUGUGCAGCAGGGUUCUUUGAUUGAAAUGACAGGCCCUAAGAGAGGUAUCGAAAUGAGUUCUAUUGUUCUAAUAGAAUUUGACAUGAGGAUUAAGACUGGAAUACAGGAGGACAAUGAUCUUCAACUGAUUGAUGGAGCAUUAGUAUGCUCAGACGGUAUUUAUAAACCAUGGAAACCAAUUAGAGAGCGGAUUAUUGGCAGUUCUUGUGCAGUUGAUGUAACUUUAGCAGUUCUUGCACAUGCGGUGGAGGCCACAAUAGAAGUUGUUGUUUCAGAACUGCAGAGUGGUUUAGGUUUGUCUCUAAGCUCCUUCCUUGAUGACAUGGAUGCCUAUGAAGAAAUCCAGCUUUUUGAUGGCAUCAUUGCUCAGUCGGGGCCUCUAAGAAGGUUCGUGGUUGCUGUCCCGAUUUAUAAAGUGAUGCUUUUGAAGGUUAAGGUUGGUAACGUUUUCAAACAUACUCAAUAUGGAUCUGCCAGUCGAGAGAUCAAGUUUCAACCUAAGCUACAUGGAUGUACAAGACGACAGAUAAGACUUAAGGUUGCUACGAUCUCGUUGAAGGUGACUUGGUCUGGUGUUCCUGGUGUUGCCUUAUGAGUGUGUUAUAUAUAUAUGUGUGCAUUUUCUAUACUCCUGGGAUUAGUUACUCCCACCUAUCUAAGUUGGAUUUGUGUGCACAAAUAAACCCGUUAAGAGUAUAUCAGCUCCACCGCUAGCCUGAUUUGCAGCUCGUUUGCAUGGGCAUGUUGA
Messenger RNA from Sorghum bicolor (sorghum), 1443 nucleotides. RefSeq lists its product as uncharacterized. The record is from RefSeq and is a predicted model, not a curated record. Lineage: Eukaryota; Viridiplantae; Streptophyta; Magnoliopsida; Poales; Poaceae. The transcript is spliced from 2 exons. Bases 553 to 1290 code for a protein of 245 amino acids.